Messenger RNA from Microthlaspi erraticum, 2856 nucleotides. NCBI's taxonomy places the organism in Eukaryota, Viridiplantae, Streptophyta, Magnoliopsida, Brassicales, Brassicaceae. The record is from the annotation of a GenBank genome assembly.
AUGGCGCUGAAAUUUCAUCAGCAGAUUAUAUCAGAUCUUCUCGAGGACUCUAAUGGCGGACUAGUGAUCCUCUCUUCUGGUCUCUCCCUCGCUAAGUUAAUCGCUUCUCUUCUUCUCCUUCACUCGCCGUCCCAAGGGACACUACUUCUCCUCCUCUCUCCCGCCUCUCAAUCCCUCAAAUCCAGAAUCCUACAUUACAUCUCCUCCCUCGAUUCCUCUCCUCCGUCGGAAAUCACCGCCGAUCUUCCGGCGAAUCAGCGUUACUCGCUCUACUCCUCCGGGCUUCCUUUCUUCAUCACGCCGCGGAUUCUAAUCGUCGAUCUCCUCACUCAACGGAUUCCAGUUUCUUCACUCGCCGGAAUCUUCAUCCUCAACGCUCAUUCCCUCUCCGAAACCUCGACAGAAGCCUUCAUCGUCCGAAUCGUCAAAACCCUAAAUGGCUCCGCUUAUGUACGCGCCUUUUCCGAUAAACCGCAAUCUAUGGUCUCCGGUUUCGCCAAAACCGAACGCACAAUGCGAGCUCUCUUCCUCCGCAGACUCCACCUAUGGCCCAGGUUUCAAUUGGAUGUGUCUCAGGAAUUGGAGAGAGAACCGCCAGAGGUAGUGGAUAUAAGAGUAUCAAUGUCGAAUUACAUGGUGGGAAUACAGAAAGCAAUCGUUGAAGUUAUGGACGCUUGCCUCAAGGAGAUGAAGAAGACGAACAAAGUGGAUGUGGAUGAUUUGACUGUAGAGAGUGGUUUGUUCAAGUCCUUUGAUGAGAUUGUGAGGAGGCAGCUUGAUCCAAUCUGGCAUACUCUGGGGAAAAGAACAAAGCAACUUGUUUCUGAUUUGAAGACUUUAAGGAAGUUGCUUGACUAUCUUGUUAGGUAUGAUGCUGUGAGUUUUCUGAAGUUCUUGGAUGCACUAAGGGUAUCGGAGAGCUAUCAAUCUGUUUGGUUAUUUGCAGAGUCCAGCUAUAAAAUAUUUGAUUUUGCAAAGAAACGAGUGUAUCGUCUCAUGAAGGCAAGUGAUUUCAAGUCUAAAGAACAUGUUAAGAAUACAAGUAGUAAAAAGAGAAAGUCAAAUGCCUCUGCAGAAGCAGUUGGUGGUAGUGCAACGGUGGCUACUGGCGUUGUUCUUGAAGAAGUUUUAGAAGAGCCACCAAAAUGGAAAGUCUUACGUGGGAUUUUAGAAGAGACGCAAGAGGAAAGAAAAAAGCAGACUCUUUUUGAAGAAGAAGACUUCAGUGAAAACAAUGGAAUAGUUCUCGUGGCUUGCAAAGAUGAACGUUCCUGCAUGCAGCUUGAAGAUUGCAUCACAAACAAUCCACAAAAGGUAAUGCGGGAAGAGUGGGAAAUGUACCUGCUGAGCAAAAUUGAGAUCCGGAAUGUGCAGACACCGCAGAAGAAGAAACAAAAAAGGGCUCCCAAGGGUUUUGGGAUUCUUGAUGGAGUAGUUCCGGUGACUACAGUGCAGAGCUCUGAGGGUAGCAGUGUUUGCAGACAAGAGCAUGAGGCUCUCAUGGCUGCUGCGUCCUCUAUUCGCAAGCUAGGCAAGACAAUUGGUAUGGCGUCUGAAAAUAAGAAUCCAGAGCCUCAUGUUGAUAAGGCUUCCUCUACCAAAGGAAAAGGUAAAAAGGAAUCGCCAAGUCUUCGGAGAUCCAUUAGAAGUUGCAAUACGAAAACGGUGAACAGUGAACCCGAAACUGUAUCAGUCUCAGAGAAUGACGAAAAAGCUAGUGAAGCAAGCACAUCAGGCGCAAACGAUGUUCACUCCAGCAGUGCUAGGAAGAAGCUACCGCCUGUGCAUUUCUAUGCCUUGGAAAGCGAUCAACCGAUACUUGAUGUUUUGAAACCGUCAGUGAUCAUUGUCUACCAUCCUGACAUGGGAUUCGUCAGAGAAAUCGAGGUGUACAAAGCAGAGAACCCUCUUAGAAAGCUGAAAGUUUAUUUCCUUUUCUAUGAUGAGUCCACAGAAGUGCAGAAGUUCGAAGCAAGCAUACGCCGUGAAAAUGGAGCGUUUGAAUCAUUGAUCAGGCAGAAGGCUACGAUGAUCAUUCCCGUCGAUCAGUAUGGGGUUUGCAUGGGGUCGAAUUCAUCUACGGAUUAUCCAGCUUCGAGUACUCAAAACUCGUUAACCCGAAAAGCAGGUGGAAGAAAGGAAAUCGAGAAAGAAACACAGGUAAUAGUUGACAUGAGGGAGUUUAUGAGCAGCCUCCCAAAUGUUCUUCACCAGAAGGGCAUGAAGAUAGUACCGGUUACACUAGAGGUCGGCGACUAUAUCCUUUCGCCUUCCAUAUGCGUCGAGAGGAAAAGCAUUCAGGAUCUUUUCCAGAGCUUCACAUCAGGUCGUUUGUUCCACCAAGUCGAAAUGAUGUCUCGAUACUACAGAAUCCCCGUUCUUCUCAUCGAGUUCUCUCAAGACAAGAGCUUCUCCUUUCAGUCUGCGAGUGAUAUAUCAGAUGAUGUGACUCCAUAUAACAUCAUAUCGAAACUAUCAUUGCUAGUUCUGCAUUUCUCUCGGUUAAGGAUACUAUGGUCUCGGAGUCUUCAUGCAACCGCUGAAAUCUUCACCGCCUUGAAAUCAAACCAAGACGAGCCCGAUGAGACCCGAGCUAUAAGAGUUGGUGUGCCUUCAGAAGAAGGUAUCAUAGAAAAUGACAUCAGAGCCGAGAACUACAACACGUCAGCAGUAGAGUUUCUGAGAAGGCUUCCUGGAGUUUCAGACGGUAAUUACAGAUCGAUAAUGGAGAAGUGUAAGAGUUUGUCUGAGCUAGUGUCUUUGCCUGUGGAGAAAUUAGCAGAAAUCAUGGGUGGUCACAAAGCUGCCAAGAGUCUCAGAGAGUUUCUUGACGCCAAGUAUCCGACUUUGCUUUAA